Messenger RNA from Oncorhynchus masou masou (cherry salmon), 7805 nucleotides. RefSeq names its product motile sperm domain-containing protein 2-like. The record is from RefSeq and is a predicted model, not a curated record. Gene Ontology annotation, cellular component: endoplasmic reticulum-endosome membrane contact site; endomembrane system. The transcript is spliced from 15 exons. Bases 279 to 1856 code for a protein of 525 amino acids. NCBI's taxonomy places the organism in Eukaryota, Metazoa, Chordata, Actinopteri, Salmoniformes, Salmonidae.
GCAUUGUGGGUUAGCCAGUAUUGUCUCCGGCAACAGACAAAUGUACAAUACAUAUUGUUGUCAUCAAUGCUUACGUUGAUAAAUAUUUAAAUAAGCCAUUAAAUAUUCUUUACAUUUGAUUGAAUGGACCUUAGAUGUCUUAUUUUUUAGGUAUCACUUUGAUGAUCUAGCCAAGAGCUAAAAUGGCAAUACAAUGGCAACAGUUUCAUACGCUCGAACUGAUUUAUUCCUCAACUUCAAUGGACCCAUUCUAGCCAGAACAGCAGAGUCACUUGAACAUGGCGGAAGUUGGGAAGUUUGAACCAGAGCAGGACAUUGCGAAGAAGAUUGAGGAGACGAGACAGAAGUUCAACAAUGAGUACGUCCAAGGACAAGAAUCUGACAAAUAUGACUCCAGAGAUGUGGACAGGCUACAAAAGGAUGAUGCUCUGGUGGAGGCAUACCUGACAUGGCGACUAUACUCUGUGAACGAUGCCCUGAAGAUGAUUGAUGACAGUUUCCUGUGGAGGAAAGAAUUUAGUUUGAAUGAUCUCACUGAGAGCAGCAUUCCAAAGUGGAUGUUUGAGACGGGGGCUGUCUUCCUCCACGGCUACGACAAGGAAGGCAACAAGCUCUUCUGGUUCAAAGUCAAGCUCCAUACCAAGGAUGCAAAGACCAGCAUGGAUAAGAAGAAGUAUGUUGCCUUCUGGCUGGAGCGCUAUGCUAAGAGAGAGCCAGGGAUGCCACUCACUGUUGUGUUUGACAUGGCCGAUUCAGGGAUCAGCAAUAUCGACAUGGAUUUUGUGAAGUAUGUAAUUAAUUGCUUCAAAGUGUAUUAUCCAAAGUUUCUAUCCAAAAUGAUCAUUGUCGACAUGCCAUGGAUCUUGAAUGCGGCAUGGAAGAUUGUGAGGACGUGGUUGGGUCCAGAAGCCAUCAGCAAGCUCAAGUUUGCAUCUAAAAAUGAGAUCCAAACAUUUAUUGGCCCUGAAUACCUGCCUCCUCACAUGGGUGGAACGGAUCCCUUCAGAUACAGCUAUCCUCCCCUUCCCGAUGAUAACUUCCAAACGGCAGUAUGUGAGAACGGACCAAUCGUCAGCGAGGACGACAACGAGAACAAGGACUUCGAAUCAGACAGCAAGGAGUUAGAGUCGAGCUUCAGCUCCGAGGUCGCCAUCGAGCCCAAAAAGGUGUAUUUCUCAGAGGAGAGCCUGAGCAGUCUGAAACUGGACGACAACGACAAAGGAGACAGCCGGCCGAAGGGAGCCAGGAUGCCACUGACCACAUUCAAGGCCCCUCUGCUACACGUCAGUCCAGCAGAGGAGCUGAGCUUUGGGUCCAAAGAGUCAGACAGGAAGUGUCUUAUCAUCCUCGAUAAUGUGUCCAAGAAUCAUGUGGCCUUCAAGGUACGAACCACAGCACCUGAGAAGUACAGAGUGAAGCCCAGCAACAGCUGCUGUGAUUCGGGCGCUUCUGUGGAUAUAGUGGUGUCCUUACAUGGAGGCUACCAGGCAUCUCUGCAGGACCGCUUCCUAGUUAUGGCUGCAGAGAUGGAGCAGAACGCUGGUGCUGGAUCACCAGAGCUCGUUCACUUCUGGAAGGACGUGCCCAAAACCAAGAUCAUGGAGCACAGGUUACGAUGUCACAUCCUGGAGAGCACUAAGCCCAUCCUGACCUGUGGAAGUGACAGCCCAAUUGAAGGAGGAGCCAAUGGCCACCCGGACCUGCACACGACGCUGAUGCGUGUGAUGGUGUGUAACGCCCGGCUGGAGCAGAAGCUGGACCAGUAUCUGUGGGUCCAGCAGGUUCUGAUUGGUCUGGUGCUUGUUGUCAUGAUGUUCACCUUCCUGUGUCUCUACAACCUUCCUGGGACUUCCUGACCUGACAACAUGGUCUACCUCCUCCUCCCAUCUAACAUAGAGACUACAGCAGCUGAAGGCUUAACCAACAGGAAGAGGGCUGGUGUUGGACUCAGUUCUCUACAAGAGCUGUCGUCAUGGAGAUGGAGGGCUGCUCUGUUCCGUAGCAGUGAGCUUGUGGAGUUGCCCAGAGAGAUUCCUCAUAGUUUCCUGGGUGUUGUGAGAGGUACCGUACCUAAAGAGUCUCGACACUGUGAAAUUAAAUCAAUAAUGUAUUUUUACUACUGAUCAUGGAAUUAUACAGAGCCUUCAGAAAGUAUUCAUACCCCUUGACUUAUUCCACAUUUUUUUGUAUUACAUCCUAAAUUCAAAAUGGAUUAAAACAUACAUCAUUCUCACCCAUCUACACACAAUAGCCCAUAAUGGCAAAGUGAAAACAUGUUUUUAGAAUUUUUUGCACAUUCAUUGUAAAUUAAAUACAGCAAUAUAUAAUUAUGUAAGUAUUCACACCCCUGAGUCAAUACUUUUAGAUGCACCUUUGGCAGCUAUUACAGCUGUGAGUCUUUCUGGGUAAGUCUCAAGCUUUCCAUACCUGGAUUUUACAACAUUUGCUCAUUUAUUAUUUUAAAUAUCCUUUAAGCAAUGUCAACUUGGUUGUUGAUCAUUGCUAGACAACCAUUUUCAGUUCUUGACAUACAUUUUGAAUUAGAUUUAAGUCAUUACUGGAACAACUCAGUCUUCACUGUCUUCUUGGUAAGCAACUCCAGUGUAGAUAUGGCCUUGUGUUUUAGGUUAUUUUCCUGCUGAAAGGUGAAUUCAUAUCCCAGUGUCUGGUGGAAACCAGACUGAACCAAGAUUUAUUCUAGGAUAUUACCUGUGGUAAUAUCCUACUUACGUUUAUUUUUUAUCCUGAAACUCCCCGGCCCUAACAAUUACAAGCGUACCCGUAACAAGCGUACCCAUAACAUGAAGCAGUCACCACUAUGCUUGAAAAUAUAGAGAGUGGUACUCAGUAAUGUGUUGUAUUGGAUUUGCCCCAAACCAAACACUUUUUAUUCAGGACAAAAAGUGAAUUGCUUUACCACAUUCUUUUCAGUAUUACUUUAGUGCCUUGUUGCAAACAAGAUGCAUGUUUUGGAAUAUUUUUUAUUCUGUACAGGCUUCCUUCUUUUCACUCUGUCAAUUAGGUUAGUAUUGUGAAGUAACUACAAUAUGGUUGAACCAUCCUCAGUUUUAUCCUAUCACAGCCAUUAAACUCUGUAACUGUUUUAAAGUCGCUAUUGGCGUCAUGGUGAAAUUCCUGAGCGGUUUCCUUCCUCUCCGGCAACUGAGUUAAGAAGGACGCCUGUAUCAAAGUGCAAUUAAUAACUAUAACACCAAUGGUCAAUGGGAUAUUAAAAAAUGUCUGCUUAUUAUGUUUUCGGUGCCUUUCUUUGCGAGGCAUUGGUAAACCUUCUUGGUCUUUGUGGUUGAAUCUGUGUUGGAAAUUCACUGCUCGACUGAUGGACCUUACAAUUUUUUGUAUGUGUGGGGUACAGAGAAGAGGUCAUCAUACAAACAUAAUGUUAAACACUAUUAUUGCACACAGAGUUUUUCACCUUUAUUUAACCAGGUAGGCUAGUUGAGAACAAGUUCUCAUUUGCAACUGCGACCUGGCCAAGAUAAAGCAUAGCAAUUCGACAACAACACAGAAUUACCCAUGGAAUAAACAAAACAUAGUCAAUAAUACAGUAGAACAAAAGAAAACAAAAAGUCUAUAUACUGUGAGUGCAAAUGAGGUAAGUUAAGGGAGUUAAGGCAAUAAAUAGGCCAUGGUGGAGAAGUAAUUACAAUAUAGCAAUUAAACAGUGGAAUGGUAGAUGUACAGAAAAUGAAUGUGCAAGUAGAGAUACUGGGGUGCAAAGGAGCAAGAUAAAUAAAUACUGUAUGGGGAUGAGGUAGGGAGAUAGAUGGGCUGUUUACGGAUGGGCUAUGUACAGGUGCAGUGAUCUGUGAGCUGCUCUGACAGCUGGUGCUUAAAGCUAGUGAGGGACAUAUGAGUCUCCAGCUUCAGAGAUUUUUGCAGUUCGUUCCAGUCAUUGACAGCAGAGAACUGGAAGGAAAGAAGACCAAAGAGGAAUUGGCUUUGGGGGUGACCAGUGAGAUAUACUUGCUGGAGCGCGUGCCUCGAGUGGGUGCUGCUAUGGUGACCAGUGCGCUGAGAUAAGGCGGGGCUUUACCUAGCAGAGACUUGUAGAUAACCUGUAGCCAGUGGGUUUGGCGACGAGUAUGAAGCGAGGGCCAACCAACAAGAGCGUACAGGUCGCAAUGGUGGGUAGUGUAUGGGCUUUGGUGACAAAACGGAUGGCACUGUGAUAGACUGCAUCCAGUUUGUUGAGGAGAGUGUUGGAGGCUAUUUUAUGGAUGACAUCACCGAAGUCGAGGAUCGGUAGGAUGGUCAGUUUUACGAGGGUAUGUUUGGCAGCAUGGGUGAAGGAUGCUUUGUUGCGAAAUAGGAACCCAAUUCUAGAUUUAAUUUUGGAUUGGAGAUGCUUAAUGUGAGUCUGGAAGGAGUUUACAGUCUAGCCUAGGCAUUUGUAGGUAUUUGUAGUUCUAAGUCAGAGCCGUCCAGAGUAGUGAUGCUGGACGGGCGAGCAGGUGCGGGCAGUGAUCGAUUGAAUAGCAUGCAUUUAGUUCUCCCUGCGUUUAAAAGCAGUUUGAGGCCACGGAAGGAGAGUUGUAUGGCAUUGAAGUUCAUCUGGAGGUUAGUUAACACAGUGUCCAAAGAGGAGCCAGCAGUAUACAGAAUGGUGUCAUCUGCAUAGUAGUGUACCAGAGAAUCACCAGCAGCAAGAGCAACAUCAUUGAUGUAUACAGAGAAGAGAUUCGGCCUGAGGAUUGAACCCUGUGGCAUCCCAAUAGAGACUGCCAGAGGUCCGGACAACAGGCCCUCCGAUUUGACAUACUGAACUCUAUCAGAGAAGUAGUUGGUAAACCAGGCGAGGCAAUCAUUUGAGAAACCAAGGCUGUCGAAUAUUCCAAUAAGAAUGUGGUGAUUGACAGAGUCGAAAGCCUUGGCCAGGUCAAUGAAUACAGCUGCACAGUAAUGUCUCUUAUCGAUGGCGGUUAUGAUGUCGUUUAGGACCUUGAGCGUGGCUGAGGCACCCAUGAUCAGCUCUGAAAGCAAAUUGCAUAGCGGAGAAGGCAGGGUGUGAUUCGAAAUGGUCGGUAAUCUGUUUGUUAACUUGGAUUUCGAAGACCUUAGAAAGACAGGGUAGGAUAGAUAUCGGUCUGUAGCAGUUUUGGUCUAGAGUGUCACCCCCUUUGAAGAGGGGGAUGACUGCUGCAGCUUUCCAAUCUUUGGGAAUCUCAGACGAUACGAAAGAGAGGUUGAACAGGCUAGUAAUAGGGGUUGCAACAAUUUCUGCAGAUAAUUUUAGAAAAAGAGGGUCAAGAUUGUCUAGCCUGGCUGAUUUGUAGGUGUCCAGAAUUUGCAGCUCUUUCAGAACAUCAGCUAUCUGGAUUUGGGUAAUGGAGAAAUGGUGGGGGCUUUGGCGGGUUGCUGUGGAGGGUGCCUGGCAGUUGACCGGGGUUGGGGUAUCCAGGUGGAAAGCAUGGCCAGCCGAAGAGAAAUGCUUAUUGAAAUUCUCGAUUAUAGUGGAUUUAUCGGUGGUGACAGUGUUUCCUAGCCUCAGUGCAGUGGGCAGCUGGGAGUAGGUGCUCUUAUUCUCCAUGGACUUUACAGUGUCCCAUAACUUUUUUGAGUUAGUAAUACAGGAUGCAAAUUUAUGUUUGAAAAAGAUAGCCUUAGCUUUCCUAACUGCCUGUAUAUAUUUGUUCCUAACUUCCCUGAAAAGUUGCAUAUCACGGGGGCUAUUCGAUGCUAAUGCAGAACGCCACAGGAUGUUUUUGUGUUGGUCAAGGGGCAGACAGGUCUGGAGUGAACCUAUAUAUAGUCUAUUCCUAGUUCUACAUUUUUUGAAUGGGGCAUGCUUAUUUAAGAUUGCCAGACAUCAUCUACUGACGGGAUGAGGUCAAUGUCAUUCCAGGAUACCCCGGCCAGGUCAAUUAGAAAGGCCUGCUCGCUUAAGUGUUUUAGGGAGAGUUUGCCAAUGAUGAGGGGUGGUCGUUUGGUCGCAGACCCAUUACGGAUGUAGGCAAUGAGGCAGUGAUCGCUGAGAUCUUGAUUGAAAACAGCAGAGGUUUAUUUGUAGGGCGAGUUAGUUAGGAUGACAUCUAUGAGGGUGCCCGUGUUUACAGAUUUAGAGUUGUAACUGGUAGGUUCAUUGAUAAUUUGUGUGAGAUUGAGGGCAUCAAGCUUGGAUUGUAGAAGGAGGUCUAUAGCAAGCGGCAACAGUGAGAGACUUGUUUCUGGAAAGGUGCAUUUUUAGAAGUAGAAGCUCUAAUUGUUUGGGUACAGACUUGGAUAGUAAUACAGAACUCUGCAGGCUAUCUUUGCAGUAGAUUGCAACACCGCCCCCUUUAGCAGUUCUAUCUUGGUGGAAAAUGUUAUAGUUAGCGAUGGAGAUUUCAAGGUAUUUGGUGGUUUUCCUAAGCCAGGAUUCAGACACGGCUAAGACAUCCGGGUUGGCAGAGUGUGGUAAAGCAGUGAGUAAAACAAACUUAGGGAGGAGGCUUCUAAUGUUAACAUGCAUGAAACAAAGGCUUUUACAGUUACAGAAGUCAACAAAUCAGAGCACCUGGGGAGUAGGAGUGGAGCUAGGUUUGCCAUACAAAGUGGUUGAAUACUUAUUGAGUCAAGACUUUUCAUCUUUACAUUUUUUAUUAAUUUGUAAAAACAUAAUUCCGCUUUGUCAUAAUGGGGUAUUGUGUGUAGGCCAGUGAUAAAAUUCAUGAAAUGUAUUUUUUUUAUUAAUGUUGUAAUACAACAUUUGGAUAAAGUCAAGGGGUGUGAAUACUUUCUGCAGGUAUUGUAUAUGAGGUCUAUUUAUGUCAAUAUGUAACAUGACGUAGAAGAUUUAGUUGUUCAUUUUUCUGAUCCUAAUGUACAUUUCAUUUGAAAUAUAUGAACAUAUCAUGUUUAAGAAUGAACUUUUUGUGAACAAAUUUGUUUUUGUUUAAACAAAUAGCAUUUUCCUUUUGUUGAACAUGACUGUUGUAUUGAUGGGUUGUAUCUGAAAAUGGAAAAAUAGGGUUGUUUCUAAAUGUGUACAGUGCAAUGGUAGAAUAUUAUGAGAGGGUCAUGUAGAGUUAUACCAAAUAUUUGAAAGGCUGUGUGUGCUGGCAUGAACAAGGCACCACCAACAUGAGCACAGCUCUAUCCUGAUACAGUAGAUAACUAUUUCACUCCUGAAGCAGGCCUGAAACCUCUUUUGUCUCUUAACCCUUAUUUUACAUUAACAGUCUCACUGUGUCCAUGAAGCAGCCCCACCCCCCCUCUUCAAUAAAAGCCUCAUCGGUGCAGUGGUGCCUAAUUGAAAACAGCAGCGUGCAUGACCUCUCCCCACUUACCCAUGGAGAGCCCAGGGAGAUCUCUGUCUGUGCUAUCUCCCUCUAUUUGUUUUAAUUACCCUAUGCUGGCAACCUAAAAAUACCAAGCAAUUACUGUUGAGGAUGAGGAGAUGUCAGAACUCACUCACGGGGCUCAGUGGGAAGGCUGGGUAUCUAUAACAAGAUCCAGUGCAGAGCAAUCAACCACAGAGCCAAUGCACCACUUAUAAUAACACGCUGACUUACACCAAGGCUAGUUUGUUCUGCUGUUGGUGUCUGAUUUGCCUUUUGUCCCCUCAAAGCGAUGUGCUGUCUGGUGGUUAUAUGUUUGAUCUGUCAUUGAACUCAAAUCAAAUCCAAUUUUAUUUGUCACAUGCGCCGAAUACAACAGGUGUAAUAGACCUUACAGUGAAAUGCUUACGUACAACCCCUUCACCAACAAUGCAGUUUUAAGAAAAGAAAGAGUUAAGAAAAUAUUUACUAAAUACAUUUGUGUAAAAAAAAGUUACAAGAAAAUAAAAAUGGGGCUAUAUUAUUUCA